AUGGAACAAUAUCAAAUGAGAGUUGAUCACAUUUGGGUGUCUAUAGGACCAAUUCAACUAAGUGGCAAAGCUAGAGAAAAACUGCACACUCCGGGAAAGGAAACAUGGCAUUGCAAGAGCUAUUUUCAACACGUCAAAGACUUAGCAGUAUUAGGUACACCUGGCCACACAUCUCUUGAAACAGUUACAUUUGAAGUAGAAAAGAUCAAGAAGAGCUUAUGGCAAGAUGAGCAGAGUGGAAUAGUACAAGAUGGUGAAGACAAAUCAGGCUUUGGCCUGCAAAUCCACACAACUUUUAGAAGACUCCUAUCAGCUGUCAAUACAGCAACUUUGGAUGUCAGAUUGGAAUGUGGCUUUUUGGUUGUUGCCAUAUUACAAGAAAUACAAAGUGUCCUAGGAAAGGAAGUCCAGAAUCCAUGUCAGCCACCUGGUACCGACCAGAGUAAAGUGGGUCGCAGAAGUGUAGCUCAGAUCCCUCCUGCACCACCAGAUCUGAUUAGUGUACAACAGGCUAAGGAUGUAGAGGCAGUGUGUCGGGUCCUUUUUUAUACUGCAGUGUUGGGGUGCCUAGACAAUGAGGCAUCACUCUAUGUGAAGUUGAUGCUUGCAAAGAACAAGUUCAUUUUGGGGAGUGACCUGCCUUCGGUACCACAGGAAUGCAGACAUGCUGUCCUUAGUGAGAUCUUCAAAAGUCUUCUACCUGUGAUGAAGCAUGAAACACUAGGAACUUGCAUGCGAGGGCCAAUGUUUCCUGAGGUUCUGAGUUCCAUACUACAGCUGUGCUUUGGCCCUGUGGAGGUUAAAAACUUCCCUGAAGACACAGCCUUCUUCCGAGAUCAGAUGGAAAGCCUCUUUAUGUGCAUGGACACCAACCAUGCAAUUCAACAAAUUUUACUUCUCAAGGGUUUGGCACAGCAAGGGGUGUGGUUCAAGAAGGUGUGUGGAUUGCUCCUCGUUCGAAGGUUCAUGUUUCAGCCAGGUGGAGUUGCUGCAGUUAUUGGAGCCGGGCUUUCCAUCUGUAACGGCAGGGACUGGCAGCAGUGUGAGGCAGUUGCUAGUCUGAUUGCCCAAGCCAAGAUCAGUAACAUGGAUCAGUUAUAUUCUGUUGCUGGACCACAGAUAGCAGAGUUGUUGUUGCAAGAGCAACUUCAGCCAGAAAUCUUGCGAGUGGUUGUGCUAAUUGUGGCUCAAAUGGCCAGACGCUCAGCCUCACUCACUGCACUGCAUGUCACCCAUUCUCUUCUGAAACCCUUGGCUGACACAACCACAGCAGAGGCAGGAAGAAUAUUUUCUAGCUCUGAUGUGAACCUCACCCUCUGCAUAACCCGAAUUCACAAGCUGUUCGUGGAGAUUGCCACUCCGACUGUUGCACUCACCACCCGCUUCACCGUUUGUGCCCUGAUGGAGUGCCCGCUCUGUAUGUCACAUCUCCGUUCCCAAAAACCCCGCAAUUUUGGUGAGGAGUUCACAAAAGAGCCUGUGUUUAUGGAAAAAUGUAAUUUGUUUUUGUACUUGGACUUUCAUUUGCCUUGCAGGUAUUUAUCACAGCAACAGAAAGGAGAGGCUGUGGAAACUCUUCUUGUUCUGUCUGGCCUGAAGAAAUCCUCUGCUUCACCUUCAGUUGAUCCAAGAGUCAAAUUUAGCAUAGAUGAUGAAGGUGGAGUGAAAGUUACUAAUGUUGAAGAGAUUGCCGAUGAUAACAUCUUAGAAAAUGAUGACAGACUAUCAAAGUCCCUCAUAACGGUUCUUGAGACUUUGAAAAACCGUGCAGUUAUUUUGGAGUUUUAUGAAAGACUUGCUGAAUGUAUUGACUUCACAGUAUUGAAUGAGAAGAAACAAUCCCCGACACUCUUGCUGACGGAUGAGGAUGUAAGAAAGGAGCAGUUCGAGGGGAUGAGGAGGGUGAGUCUCGGGACAAACCUCUUGAGCCUUCUUGCAGACAGUGAUGCACUCACAAGUGACCUCUUCCAAGACCUGUCUGCAGCUGUGCCCUUUGUUGAUAGGCUCAUCAAAGCUGGAUGUCAGGAAUGCAGUGAUGAACACCUACGGAAAACUCAAACUACUCUUGUAAUGAAUAUUGUUGUGCUCAUUUCAUGUUAUGUCAGUGAACGUACACUCAGGAAGAAGAUGUCAAGUGAAGACUGGAAAGGGUUGAAGAAUCUUGUUCCCUCCUUAGAUGAAGUAGGAGAAAAUAUACAGGAUGAGACAGUGCUUCUCUAUAUUGAGCAACUUCGUAACCUUCUCCUCACUCAUGGGGUUGUGCAAACAUUGCCAGGAGAUAUCCAGUCUGGUGCAAAACAAGGGAAACAGAAAGAUGUUAGCACCAAGAAAGGGAGAAAUGAUAAAUCUGGGAAAACAGAAGUAGAGCUGGAUGAAAAAGAUAAUAAAACAAAACAAGAACUGAACAGAAAUAAUAUUGGAAAAGUACAGAAUGAAGUUGAAGAUAAGAAGUCCCAUGACAUGCAGUCCCAAGAAGUAAAAAGCACAUACAAGGAAGCCAUGGAUGACCUGUUUAGCCCUCUGCUGCCUGUGCGUGGGCACUCCCUCCUGGCCCUUGGGAAGUUGAUCGAACAGAGAGACCCAGAAACCUUACUACACAAAGACCAUCUUUUAACAAUUUUUCAGCAUAAUUUGAAGGAUGAGGAUUCUUAUAUCUACCUGAUGGCUGUGCAGGGUUUGUCUGUCUUGUGUGAUGCUUAUCCAGAUAAGAUUGUAGGCAUUUUGACUGCUGAGUUCAGUGUUGGGGAGCGUACAGCUGAGGACAGAGCCAAGUUAGCUGAGGCAUUAACAAGGGCUUCGAGGCGUCUGGGGCCCCUUCUGCCACAUUACAAGGAACAGUUCAUUAAUGCAUUGCUGGCAGGAGUUCGAGACAGAGAGCUCCUUGUGCGGGCAGCAAGCCUCUCCAGUCUGGGAGAUGUCAUUAAAUUGCUACGUUUCAGCAUAGGGCCCAUUGUUCAUGAGGUAUUCCAGCUUUUACACGCCAUCAUCUCUCAUGACAAAGAGGCAGAGGUGCGACGGGCAGCUGUAUUGGUCAUAACCCUACUCCUACAGGGGCUUGGCCAGGAUGCAUUCUCAGUGUUGAAGGAGAUAAUUCGGGAUCUAUAUCGAGCCCUGCGACUAGUACACACUACAGAUCCCGAUGAUGUUGUUAGACUCCAUGCACAGUUAGCAAUGGAAGAAAUUGACACCAUAACAAGGGCUUUCCUUCUCCCGAAACUUAGUCUCUCCAAGAAAAUUUAUGUGACUGAAAUGCCGCCAAGUCCGUUCUAGUAUUUAUUUUAAUUUUUAUAUA
Messenger RNA from Penaeus monodon (black tiger shrimp), 3292 nucleotides. RefSeq names its product transport and Golgi organization protein 6 homolog (gene Tango6). Gene Ontology annotation, biological process: protein secretion. Bases 1 to 3270 code for a protein of 1089 amino acids. The transcript is spliced from 14 exons. The record is from RefSeq and is a predicted model, not a curated record. Lineage: Eukaryota; Metazoa; Arthropoda; Malacostraca; Decapoda; Penaeidae.